This is a messenger RNA of Mugil cephalus (flathead mullet), 1799 nucleotides long. RefSeq names its product ORAI calcium release-activated calcium modulator 1b (gene orai1b). The transcript has 2 exons. The coding region runs from base 335 to 1006 and encodes 223 amino acids. The record is from RefSeq and is a predicted model, not a curated record. Lineage: Eukaryota; Metazoa; Chordata; Actinopteri; Mugiliformes; Mugilidae. Gene Ontology annotation, cellular component: membrane. Gene Ontology annotation, biological process: store-operated calcium entry. Gene Ontology annotation, molecular function: store-operated calcium channel activity.
UCAGAAUUACAGACAGUACAACUAUUCAGACCAGUGGCUGUAUAGACUCAGACAGACCCACGUUGAACCUUAGCUGUACAGAACUACAGAGUAACUACAGUUCACUCAGUAGCGGAUGUUCCCCUCAGAGCGCGCAGCCUUAUGGGUAAUGUAAGGUGCAAGGCGGUACAACACGCUGAAGGCUGGUGGAGAAAAAAUAGCUUCCGCAGUUCCGUCAGCUGGCGAGGUUAAAUGCUUUGUAAGUGUACACUGUUGGACGCGUUUUUCUGCCUCGUCCCGCAAGAGAAACAAGGUAACUUCGCUGCAGCGCUUGCGUCUUCAUUCCAGAAACAACAUGAGUCUGAACGAGCAUUCACUGCAAGCACUGUCCUGGAGGAAGCUGUACUUGAGUCGAGCUAAGCUGAAGGCUUCCAGUCGGACAUCAGCUCUGCUUUCGGGAUUUGCUAUGGUGGCUAUGGUAGAAGUGCAGCUGGACAACAGCUAUCCUUACCCACCUGCUCUCCUUAUUGCCUUCAGUGCCUGCACCACCGUGCUUGUGGCUGUUCACCUGUUCGCUCUGAUGGUCAGCACCUGCAUUUUGCCAAACAUCGAGGCGGUCAGCAACGUCCACAAUCUCAACUCUGUGAAGGAGUCUCCUCACGAGCGCAUGCACCGGCACAUCGAACUGGCGUGGGCUUUCUCCACAGUUAUCGGCACUUUGCUCUUCCUUGCUGAGGUGGUUCUACUUUGCUGGGUCAAAUUUUUGCCCAUCAAGCCCAACAAAUCCAGCAAUAACACCGUUUCAUCCGGUGUGGCCGCUGCAAUUACUUCAACCUCCAUCAUGGUCCCCUUUGGUUUAAUCUUCAUAGUAUUUGCUGUGCACUUCUAUCGCUCGCUGGUCAGCCACAAGACGGACAGACAGUUUCAAGAGCUGGAAGAGCUGUCUAACCUGACCAGGCUUCAAAAUGAGCUCGACAACAGGGGCGAAUCUUCCAUCUUGCAGUCGCCGAGCUCACAUUUCCCAUAGACAUGUACUGUGGAUGCACAUCUGUGGUUGAACUCUGACCGGGAUUUCCCCGAGCCAGGAGCUGUUAAGUUGGCAUCUAAUUUUUUUUAUAGGAAUGAAGAUAUAUCCCACACUUUGUUGUGAAAUAUACUUUUGUGGAAAUUUGUAUUUUUAGGAGACACAUUUCAUCAACUGUGAACUGACAAACCUGCCAUAAUGCAUGUAGUUUUCCUGAGAAAGUCUUAACUGUGAUAGCUGCUUGAUUUAUCUCUUGCGUUAUGGCAGAAUACAGUAACUUGGAAUCCUGUCUGUUGCCUGCUGCGUUUAUUUACAUGUGUGCCAGUGAAUAGUACAUUUGUUUAUGUGUAUUUUUUUCCCCUGUGUUUUGUGAACCUCAAGUAUUUAACUUUUUCCUCUUGAUUUACUGUGUUUAUGUGAUCUGCUGUAAGGUAUAUAAUUUGCUUUUGUAUUGCCUGCUGUUUGCGUUGAUUGACUAAUGAACUGCCAGAACUACAGUAUUUUUAGCAAAUAUCUGCAACAUCUGUAGGAAUGGUUGUAGUGUUAAAAUAAACAUUUUUUACCGAGUUGCACUAAGUUUAAGAGUGUAGAAAAUAAUUUGGAUGCAUUGUUUGAAAACUUAUCUUUAAUGCCAUCUAUGCAAGUUCAUGAAUGGACUUAAAACAUUACUUGUUUUCAUUACCCAUCAUCCUAAUGCUGCGUAACUAAGAUAAUCCUAUGUGAUGAUUUUGUUUAUACAACUUGACACCAAGAGUUUUUUUUUUAAAUCUGAUUUAUUACACAUGUUGUAUACUCA